Salmo salar (Atlantic salmon) is the source of this 5180-nucleotide messenger RNA. RefSeq lists its product as uncharacterized. Gene Ontology annotation, molecular function: extracellular matrix structural constituent conferring tensile strength. Lineage: Eukaryota; Metazoa; Chordata; Actinopteri; Salmoniformes; Salmonidae. Gene Ontology annotation, biological process: extracellular matrix organization. The record is from RefSeq and is a predicted model, not a curated record. Gene Ontology annotation, cellular component: collagen type IX trimer.
GUACCGUUCCAGUGGUUUUGUUCCAACAUGUUGGUACGGUAGAAGCAAUGAGUCAGAAAAGACUCAUACAUAAACGGGCCAGGCACAUACAGCGCAUGAACACCGCGGACCGUAUCCAUAACGCACCUGGAGAUACUGCAGAAGAACAUAGGAUCGCUGGUGCCAUCAAAUCAUUUUCUGUGGAACUAGAGGAGAGAGGAAAACGGAGUUAAUAUGGGAUGGACAAUCUAACGACAACCAAGAUUGUAAAUGCUGGUGCCGGUGGCAAGGUUGUCAAAGAAACAGUAACCACAACAACCCGGUUGACAUCACUGCCGCCAACCUCAGGUGGUCUCUCUUCGAGGAGUGGGCUGCUCUCUACUGGAGGAGGAGAGUCUACCAGUAGAGCCAUCACAGGAGGCAGUAGCUCAGUGCUAGUAUCCUCCUCUGCUGCAGCCGGGUCUGGGGGUGGAGCUAAGUCUGGGUACGGAGGGGGAUCCGUCAGCAAAUCAACCACCAUUACCACUAUAGAGUCCCCCUCUUUAUCCUCCGGUGCUUCAGGGGCCUCUGGCGCAGCUUUUCGGUCUUCAGGGGCCUCGGGGGCAUCGUUUGGGGCUAGCAAAACCAGCGGCUCCCUCUCCAAUUCUGGAGGGGGUCUUAUGUCAAGCUCCAGUUCCAGUCUUACUGGUGGUUCCAGUUCUGGUUUUGUCUCUAGUUCCAAAGGAGCAGGAGCAGGAGGAGGCAGCUUUGUCACUGGUUCCAGUUCUGGUUCUAGUUCUGGUUUUGCCUUUAGUUCUGGUACCGGAACUGGAGGAGGGGAUUCUUCUAGUGCCAAAAUGUCGGCCGGCGGCUUGGGCUCUGUGACCGUUUCCACGGUUACCAGGUCCAACUACAGCUCCUCGGCAGAGGCGGGUUCAGGUGGCGUGAAGAGGGGCGGGGCACAGGGGUCUGCAUCCUCUGCUGUCAGCUUCUCCCCCACCCCCAUGGAGAGAAAGAGCAUGACCACCACUAUGAUCGCCCGCUCCAUGGGCUACGAAGGAAGAUCCAGUGGAAACUCAUCUCCGGAAUACACAAGGAGAGAAUAUGCUGCAGCAAAUGCAACUGCCAAUACACCCACCAGAGGGCGGAGCCACAGCAGAGAGAGUGAGAUCAGAUGCAGACUGCAGAGUGCCUCCCCCACAGCCAAAAGAUGGACGGAGCUGGAUGAUGUGAAGCGGCUGCUGAAGGGGAGCCGCUCCAGCAGCAUCAGCCCCCCUCGCUCCCCCACCAGCACCCUCCCUAUCCCCAGGAAGGCCAGCGUAGAGACCAGAACCAGGCCGAACAGCUCCCAGUCAGGCCAGUACAACAGCGCCACCCUGGACUUAGGAAUGCCUUCCUACGUGUGGUCAGGCCCCACGGCUGGAGGCUAUGGUUACCACAGCAACGCCAUCAACCGGUCCCCCAGCUCCACCCUCCAACACUCACCCACCACACUCACAGCCACAGGGCUUCAGAACAACCUGGCCCUCAGCUCUAUGUCCAUGAACUCUGGACUCUCUGCCUCUAGCACUGUUCACGGUAUGCAGAAGAACCUGGCCACAACCACUGGCGGUAUCCUGACAGCUAAUGGAGUCAACACACAAACAGUCUAUGGUGUGCAGAAAAAUGUCACAAGCACAGGGGUGUCCACAAACACAGUGGCGCCCAGCAGUCCUACCGGUGAAGAGGCCAAAGAAUACAAAUUCAUGCUGCUGGAGAAAGAGAACGCUCCCGUCAAAAAGGAGACGGAAAGACUCAUCAUGGCCAAAGAUACUGGCAAACAGUUCUCCUCUGCUGCCACUGCUAUUGCCUAUUCUGAGGACUCACUGAAGAAGGAGAAGAAGAAGGUGUCCGGCUUUGUGGAGACAGCUACAGCCAGAACCACAGAAACAAACGCUGGAUCCUUGAUGAAAGUGUCAACGAAAGACAAAGCAACCUAUGCAGAGAUACGCAAGGACGAGUCUGGAGGAGGUCGGGGCUUCUGGUCCUGCUGCUCCUGGUGGAAGUGGCUGUUGGGCCUCCUGCUGGGUCUUCUGCUCCUCCUGGGGCUCCUCCUGGGACUCAUCGCCCUGGCCGAAGAAGUCAAACGUCUUAAAGCUCGUGUGGAUGCCUUGGAACAAGCCUCCAGCUCUUCCUCAGCCCAUUCCAGUCGCCUCUCCUCCUCCUCAGCCAUCAACAUCAUAGACCCUUUGGAGUCUGCAUACAUAGACAAGACCUCCUCUCCCUCCUCUACCACACUGCUCCGCUCUGAUAAUGGUAUCAAUCUGGGAGUGGCAGCAGGAGCAGGUCCAGGAUCAGCUAAUGGACCAGGCCAAGACCCUGUAGCUCUGCAAAGGGCAGUUCAGCAGAUAGUCAGGACUGAGCUGCAGUCCGAUACUGUACGAGCAACACUUGCACAUUCAAUGAAAGGAGCGAGAGGAGAGCCUGGGACCAAAGGUGACCAAGGUGGUCCAGGAGUCAAAGGUGAUAAUGGAUUCCCUGGCCUACCAGGUCCUCCAGGUCAGAUGGGCCACAGUGGACAGGAGGGCCCGAGGGGACCUAAAGGAAAUGCAGGUGAAGCUGGUGCAGAGGGCCCCCCAGGCCAGAGGGGCCGAGAAGGACCAACGGGAUCACGUGGAGAGCCUGGUCCUCCAGGGUUUGGAGAGAAAGGGGACAAAGGUUCUCCUGGUGAACCCGGAGGCACCGGACCUGCUGGCACUGCUGGGCCUGUUGGGCCUAAAGGGUCAGCGGGUGGUCAGGGUGCUACAGGUAUCCCAGGAACUCCUGGUCCACAGGGUUUCCGAGGUGAAGCAGGCGCUCCAGGACCGAAAGGAGAGAAGGGACCAGCUGGACCUCCAGGAAAUAAGGGCGAGCCAGGAGAGAAAGGACCCCGCGGAACAUCAGGUGACCCAGGUCAAAGAGGACUUCCAGGACCAGACGGAACAAAGGGAUCCAAAGGACCCACAGGUGCUCCCGGGGCUGACGGUGAAAAAGGCUCUAGAGGUGACAAGGGAUUGGAUGGGUUGCCAGGUCCCAGAGGACCAGCAGGACCUCCAGGAGAUACAGGCCUCCCAGGCAUUCCCGGGCUUCAAGGUCCACCAGGUAUACCAGGUAAUCCAGGUCAGCCUGGAGGUAAAGGCGAAGCUGGAGAACCUGGUAGAAUCAUCAAUGCAGCUGGUUCCAGUUCGGUUGCCAUCCCCGGACCUCCAGGCAGCCCCGGACCCGCUGGUGUUGCUGGAUCCCCUGGACUCUCAGGUCCUGUUGGCCCUGCUGGUCUUCCUGGAACGCCUGGUCCCAGGGGAGAAAAGGGAGAGGAAGGAGAGAAGGGAGACCAGGGAAAGCCUGGUAUUACUGUACAGACUGUGGAAACCACAGAGAAACGUGCACCUGUGGCUAGUCUUCCUGGCCCACCUGGCCCUCCAGGGCCCCCAGGAGAACCAGGUGCCCAGGGUCUUCUAGGUAAGGGUCCCCCAGGUCCUGAAGGUCCUAAAGGAGAGCCAGGUGUACCAGGUGUUGGUGUGCCCGGCCCCCGAGGAGAUAAGGGAGAGCCAGGUAGCUUUGUGCCCAACUCAGGAACCUUCUUCGCUGGACCACCAGGACCUGCUGGCCCAACUGGUCUUCCGGGAUCACCAGGACCCCAGGGUUACCAAGGUGACCCAGGUCAGCCCGGUUUACCAGGAGUUCCCGGAGAUCCCGGUGUCGGUUUCCCUGGACCCCAGGGACAACCUGGAGGUCCAGGACCAGAAGGUGACAGUGGACUUCCAGGGCCCCAAGGUCCAGAGGGCCCCGAGGGGCAACCGGGUCCAAAAGGUGAGGCUGGCGUUCCAGGUGCUCCAGGAAUCCCUGGCUACUCCAGUGGUGGAUCAUCCAGGAGUUCCCCUGGAGCACCAGGUCCACCUGGACCUCCCGGGGAACCCGGCCGUGAUGGGCUACCUGGGUCUGGGGAUGGAACACCGGACGUCCGUCAAUACAUCACAGAAUACCUCAAGAGCGAUGGUGUCAGGGAGUACAUGUCGGGUCCUCCGGGUCCUCCGGGCGUACCGGGGCCCCCUGGUGGUGGAUCAGUGGAGUCAGUGGAUGACCUUGCUAGUCGCGUCAUCGCAUACAUCCAGAGUGGAGGUAUUGCUAGUGGGGUGCCUGGACCUCCAGGCCCGCCUGGCGCUCCAGGUGGAGGCAGUACAUCGCUAAAUGACAUCAUCAGCCUUCUACAGAGGGAGGAAGUGCGACACUACAUCGUCGGUCCUCCUGGCCCUGCUGGACCUCCUGGCAUCCCAGGGAUCCCAUGGAGAGGAGGCUAUGGCUUUAAUACCAAUGAGGUGGCUGGACGAGUCCUCAAUCUAAUGAAUGAGCAGGGUAUGGUGGGCAUGCUCGGACCCCCUGGACCUCCCGGCCCACCGGGCCUACCUGGGUCCCACAGUGACAUCUCUUAUCUUCUGCAAAAUGCUGAAUACAAAGGCGUCUUGGGCGCUCAGGGGCCUCCUGGUCCACCUGGUGUCCCAGGCCCUGCUGGCCCUCAAGGCCCCACCGGUCCUUCAGGACAGGCCCCCUACAGCAGCUCUGGAUACAGGCUGGAGGAGGUCAAGGACUACAUACAGAGUGAUGGUACAAGAGGGGGAAUGUUUGGGCCUCCAGGCCCCCCAGGUCCCCCUGGACCCCAGGGACAUAAGGGAGAGCAGGGUAGCUCUGGGUACGGCCACGCCUUCGACCACAGGACCAGCGAGGGAAGAAGGCUGGCUGAGACUGAGACUGAGACAGACUACUCCAAUAUAGCGGUCCGAGUGACUGACUACAUCAAGUACCAUGGUCUGUUGAGGGAUGUGGUUGAGAACCAGUCUCAGCUGGAGAAGUCACAGGUUGUUCAAGGACCCCCAGGACCCCCUGGCCCUCCCGGUGCGCCAGGAUUCAGCCGUGUGUUUGGUUCCCAUAGUAACGCCACUGACCUUGUGGAAUACAUCAGAGCCCAUGGAAACAUUGUGGGACCCCCUGGAAGGCCAGGACAGAAAGGGGACAUAGGACAUACAGGUCACAAAGGCGAGAGAGGACUAGAUGGCAUCCCAGGAAGGACAGGCCUCAAUGGUCUGGAGUGGAAAAGGGGGGGAAAGGGGGAGAAAGGAGAAUACACACUUGUGACGCACAGAAGAAAGAGGAAUGUUGGUGUUUCAGAAACAAAUGAUUGAUAAAUACUCAUUAAAAUUUGAAUGAAA